Molecule: messenger RNA, 1167 nt
Organism: Marmota flaviventris (yellow-bellied marmot)
Lineage: Eukaryota; Metazoa; Chordata; Mammalia; Rodentia; Sciuridae
Gene: Il13ra2
Product: interleukin 13 receptor subunit alpha 2
Biological process (GO): cytokine-mediated signaling pathway
Cellular component (GO): membrane; external side of plasma membrane
Molecular function (GO): protein binding; cytokine receptor activity
Source: RefSeq, a predicted model, not a curated record
AUGGCUUUCAUUUGUUUGGAUCUUAGAUGCCUAUUUAUCUUUCUAAUUUGCACAGAAUUUAGCUCUACUUUCUCUUCAAGCACAGAAAUAAAAGUUAAUCCUCCUCAGGAUUUUGUGAUAGUGGAUCCUGGAUAUUUAGGUUAUCUUUAUUUACAAUGGCAACCUCCACUGGCUCUGGAAAAUUUUAAGGAAUGCACAAUAGAAUACGAAUUACAGUACAGAAACAUCAAUAGCAAAAGAUGGAAAACCAUCAUUACUAAGAACCUGUAUUAUAAAGAUGGGUUUGAUCUUAACCAAGGGAUUGAAGCAAAGAUACACACACUUUUGUCAAGGCAAUGCACAAAUGGAUCAGAAGUGCAAAGUUCAUGGUCAGAAGCUACUUAUUGGACAUCAGAACAAGGAAGUCUGGAAACUAAAAUUCAGGACAUGGUUUGUGUAUAUUACAACUGGCAAUAUUUAAUCUGUUCUUGGAAACCUGGCAUAGGUGCACAUUUGGAUACCAAUUACACCUUGUUUUAUUGGUAUGAGGGCUUGGAACAUACAUCACAGUGUGUCGAUUAUAUCAAGUCUAAUGGAGUAAAUGUUGGAUGCACUUUUCCCUCUUUGGAGUCAUCAGACUAUAAAGAUUUCUUUGUCUGUGUUAAUGGAUCAUCAGAAUCCAAGCCUAUCAGAUCCAGCUAUUUCAUUUUCCAACUUCAAAAUAUAGUUAAACCUUUGCCACCAGACUAUCUUAAUCUUACUGUGAAGAAUAUAUUUGAAAUUAACCUGAAAUGGAGCAUACCUAAAGGACCCAUUCCAGCUAAGUGUUUCAUUUAUGAAGUUGUGCUCACAGGAGAUGAAACUUCCUGGAUGACCACCACAAUUGAAAAUGAAAUCCACAUCCCGAGAACAUCAAAUGAAAGCCAACAACUCUGCUUUUUAAUAAGAAGCAAAGUGAAUAUUUAUUGCUCAGAAGAUGGACUUUGGAGUGAGUGGAGUGACGAAGAAUGCUGGAUAGUAGAUGGCGUACGGAUGAAAACUAUGGUAUUUUUUGUGAUACCAUUUAUUUUUGUUUCAUUUUUUAUUUUAUUAAUAACUUGUCUGCUUUUGUAUAAACAGAAAGCUGUACUGAAAAAGAUUUUUCUCACAAAAAAAGAAGCUUUUUCUCAUCAAGAGACACUAUGCUGA